AUGUACAUCUAUCCAUUCAUCAACCACUCCUGCACCAUCUUAUAUUCUGCCGGCAUACUUAUUCUCCAACCAUAAACCCUCUACCCUCACCAACACGUACGCACUCAACUCUCUCCCACUCCUUGUGCACGCUCUUCUCGCUCUUCUUCUCCUAGCUUGCUUCUGCUUCUACUCCGAUCUCAUCAUUCUGUUAAUCCAUAGUCCUUAUGAUGAAUCUAGCAUCCAUUGAGACGCCUCCUCUUGGAAGCCAAGAGAGAGUUAAUACUACCACCACCACCACAACCGCCGUCAAGGCAAAGGAAACAAUCUCCAGAAACACUUGCUUUCACGGUCAUCUGGACCUCAGCCUCGGCAUCUCGUUGUCUCGCGGCGGCAGCGGCUGCGAUGCUGCCGGUUGCGGCGGCAGCGAGGCGAGCUAUGGCGGUCGUCAGGGCAGCCGCGGCGACGAGGACGUAGAUUGCAGGAGCAGUGGCAGCAUCACCACUACCACCACUACGAAUGUGCUUACCGCAGGGCUAGGCCAUGUCGGUGAUUUUGCAGCAGGUGGUGGUUGGACGGCGGCGUUCAUGCCGAACCUGACUGGUUUCAUGCACCCAUGGAGCCUCGCCGCCCGGCAGCAGAAGGCGGCCGCCGAGCAGGACCGGGCAGCGCCGGCCACGUACGAGACAAGUGAUGCCCAUGUCGUCCCAUUGCCGGUGGCCGUAGGCUGGCCGCCGGUGCACACCUCGCGGCGCAACCUGGUAACCUCCAUGCUCGUAGCGAAACCUGGAACCGCUGUUGUGGUCGACGGAUCGAAAGGUAUGACGACGCCGAUGCCUUCUGGCGGCGAGAAGAAUGUGGUGGUGCCGACAGACAGCACACUCGUGGUGACACGGCCGCAGGCGAACAUGUUCGCCAAGGUUCACAUGGAGGGCUACGCGAUUGGCAGGAAGAUCAACCUGAGGGCCCAUAGCAGCUAUGACUCCCUCUCUCAGGUGCUCACCAAGAUGACAAGAAACUUCUUUUGUCCCGCAGAUUGCUCGGGUGCAAAUAUGGGAGAAGAAGAAUUUUCCAAUAGUGACAAGUUCAUAUUUCUUUAUGAAGACUUCGAGGGUGACCGAAUGCUGGUUGGCGAUGUUCCAUGGGAGUUAUUUCUAGCAUCGGCCAAAAAAUUAUACAUUACCCGAAACUCGACAUCAAGAAACAAAGGUAACUGAAAGGUCAUGGUGACGGUGACAAAAAUGGUGCAACUGAAGAAGCAAUGAAUAACUGAAGUCAUAUAUAAAGCAAGUGGGUCAAAAUGGCGUGACAUUUCAAGAUCUGACAUAUAUAGUUCUCAACUAGUAUUGAUCUUCUUGUACUAAUUAAGCUGGCUAGCUAGCUAUCAACAGUGACUUAAUUAUGUUGUACCAACGGUGCUUCCCAAUCAAUGUGCGUAUAGUUUUUAAGUGUUACAUACGAAAAAGUCUGCCAAUAGAAAA
Molecule: messenger RNA, 1460 nt
Organism: Phragmites australis (common reed)
Lineage: Eukaryota; Viridiplantae; Streptophyta; Magnoliopsida; Poales; Poaceae
Product: auxin-responsive protein IAA27-like
Exons: 5
Coding region: 207-1196 (329 amino acids)
Biological process (GO): regulation of DNA-templated transcription
Cellular component (GO): nucleus
Molecular function (GO): protein binding
Source: RefSeq, a predicted model, not a curated record